Otolemur garnettii (small-eared galago) is the source of this 621-nucleotide messenger RNA. RefSeq names its product 60S ribosomal protein L7-like. The coding region runs from base 16 to 531 and encodes 171 amino acids. The record is from RefSeq and is a predicted model, not a curated record. Gene Ontology annotation, biological process: maturation of LSU-rRNA from tricistronic rRNA transcript (SSU-rRNA, 5.8S rRNA, LSU-rRNA). Gene Ontology annotation, cellular component: cytosolic large ribosomal subunit. The transcript has a single exon. Gene Ontology annotation, molecular function: structural constituent of ribosome; RNA binding. NCBI's taxonomy places the organism in Eukaryota, Metazoa, Chordata, Mammalia, Primates, Galagidae.
AAAGAAUGCAGGCAGAUGUACAGAACUGAGAUUCGGAUGGCUGGGAUGGCAGGAAAAGCCGGCAACUUCUAUGUACCUGCACAACCCAAACUGGCAUUUGUCAUCAGGAUCAGAGGGAUCAAAGGUGUGAGUCCAAAGGUCCGAAAGGUGUUGCAGCUUCUUUGCCUUCGCCAGAUCUUCAGUGGAACUUUUGUUAAGCUCAACAAGGCUUCCAUUAACAUGCUGAGGAUUGCAGAACCAUAUAUUGCAUGGGGGCACCCAGAUCUGAAGUCAGUAAAUGAGCUAAUCUACAAGCGUGGUUAUGGCAAAAUCAAUAAGAAACGAAUUGCAUUGACUGAUAACAGUUUGAUUACACGGUCUCUUGGUAAAUAUGGUAUCAUCUGCAUGGAGGAUCUGAUUCAUGAGAUCUGUACUGUUGGAAAACGCUUCAAAGCAGCAAAUAACUUCUUGUGGCCCUUCAAGUUAUCAUCUCCACGGGGGGGAAAUGAAGAAAAAGACAACCCACUUUGUAGAAGGUGGAGAUGCUGGUAACAGGGGAGACAAAAUCAAUAGGCUUAUUAGAAGAAUGAACUAAGGUAUCUGCCCUGAUUGUUUUUGUAAUCUGGUCAGUUAAUAAACAAU